Pediculus humanus corporis (human body louse) is the source of this 996-nucleotide messenger RNA. RefSeq lists its product as uncharacterized. The transcript has 2 exons. The coding region runs from base 1 to 996 and encodes 331 amino acids. Lineage: Eukaryota; Metazoa; Arthropoda; Insecta; Psocodea; Pediculidae. Gene Ontology annotation, cellular component: nucleus; transcription repressor complex. The record is from RefSeq and is a predicted model, not a curated record. Gene Ontology annotation, molecular function: RNA polymerase II cis-regulatory region sequence-specific DNA binding; DNA-binding transcription repressor activity, RNA polymerase II-specific. Gene Ontology annotation, biological process: neuron differentiation; negative regulation of transcription by RNA polymerase II; regulation of cell cycle process.
AUGCCAAGAGAAUUUACUCUUGCCAGACACAUGUUUUCAAUGGCACACGUAUCGCAGUUUUGCAAAGAUCGAAAUUUAGAUUUUGCCGGAUCGUCAACCAUCAAUGAUUCCAGUUAUUAUCCAUCUUUAUUUUUUCACAACAGCAAUUCAAUGUUUGCCGCAUACAAAACGAGAGACAACGAUUUCCUGCGAUAUCACGAUCUGCCUGCAACCGAUCUGUCAACGGAAGUUGCUUUGGAUCUAUCAUUUAAACCGUCCACACCGAUCACGCCGCCGUCGACUCCGUCACCAUCAUCUCCGUCUCAGACGAAAAAAAAAGAGGGAAAAUUUUCAAAUUGUUUGACACCUUUAGGACAAGACUCGAAUGCGAAGAAAAUAAAAUUACAACAUAAAAGACACAAGGCGGUAAGAAAAUUAAAUUUUGACGAAGAGAAAACGUCACCGGUAUCGGGUACGAUAAUAAGAGAAUUGCGAGAUGACGAACCGCCGUUGGUCGUUCGAAAGGGUGACAUAGAUCCGGCAUUCAAUUUGGUGGAAGUUACCGAAGAAGCUAAAGCCGAAUUAGCAAAAAUAGAAAAUAAAAUUGGAGAUUACAUUUGUAGGCUUUGUAAGGAAAUGUACGAGGAUGCAUUCGCAUUAGCACAACAUAGGUGUUCGAGAAUAGUACACGUCGACUACAGGUGUCCCGAAUGCGACAAAGUAUUCAACUGUCCGGCAAAUUUAGCAUCGCAUCGUAGGUGGCACAAACCGAGAGGAGUUACAAAAAACUUUUCCUCGGGUUUAAAUCUCGAUAAGAAAACAUCGCAGGAAGAACAGGAAAACAGUACGUCCGACGAUGACAUUCCCUUUGCCUGUCAUCUAUGCAAUAAACGAUUCAAAAGGCAAGCUUACCUUAGAAAGCACAUGGAAACCCAUCAAAAUUCAACGGAACUUCCGGUACCGGUGGAAUCAUUUUGUAAUUUCGACUCGAAUACCAACAUACCACAACCAGGUUGA